AGUUGGCAUUGACCGUGGUUGGAAGCGGAUAAUGCUUUCAGCUAGCCAUAUUGGUAGCCAGCUAGCGAUUCGGGGGACACCCCAUGCUAUGAUUUAAGUAUUUGUUUUGAAUUUUGUUUUUAGCAAGUGAUUUGUUUACAGUAUCAGUUUUUUCAAAAUGGAAGACACUGGACUCGUCAUGGCCCUAAAUCAAGUUUUUGGAGGGUCUCGCCAUGUCAUCUGCCGUGCGCUAUGAAGAUGAUCUACUGAUAAAAGAAUACUUCAAUAUGAUGACUGAUAUGAUAGUGUUGUGUGGCACACUUGCCCUCUCUCUCUCCUUUUGGAUCAUAUCCAUCGUUGGGAGCACGUAUUAUGGUACGUUGCAGCCGGUGUCUCCAUGGCGAUGGUUGUUCUCCAUCCUGAUUCCUUUGGGGAUCUCCACCAGAGCUCUGAAGAGGAAGAGCCUGGACCGCAGUGGAUGGCUUGGAGCCCUGCUGGUUGGCUUUAUUCUGACCAUGGCCAACUUCAGCUUCUUCUGCACUCUGCUGUGCUUUUUUGUCACCUGCUCCAAGCUGACCCGUUGGAAGGGAGAGGUCAAGAAGAAGAUCGACGCUGACUACAAAGACGGUGGCCAGAGGAACUGGAUACAGGUGUUCUGUAAUGGGGGGGUUCCCACAGAGCUAGCUCUGCUCUACAUGAUAGAGGUGGGGCCGGGGGAGAUCCCUGUGGACUUUGGGAACCAGUACACUGCUUCGUGGAUGUGCCUGUCUCUUCUGGGGGCCCUGGCCUGCAGCACGGGGGACACAUGGGCCUCAGAGGUGGGCCCCGUCCUCAGCCAAUCACAGCCCAGGCUUAUCACUACCUGGAAGGAAGUCCCGGCAGGGACGAACGGGGGCGUUACCACCGUGGGUUUAGUGGCCAGCUUCCUGGGUGGGCUGACAGUGGGAGUCGCUUAUUUUAUAUCUCAGCUUCUAUUCGUCGAAGACCUGCACCUGGCAGAUCCUCAGUGGCCACUCAUUGUGUAUGGGGGUGUGGCCGGGUUGAUAGGCUCCCUUCUGGACUCUUUCUUGGGGGCCCACAUGCAGUAUUCAGGUAUUGAUGCAACUACAGGGAAAGUGGUGAAUCAUGAGUCUGUCACAACUCAAAGGAUUUGUGGGAAGCCUAUCUUGGACAACAACGGUGUCAACCUGUUCUCCUCCAUCCUCAUUGCCCUCAUGCUGCCCAGCCUGGCAUGGCCCCUCUGGCCACGAUAGGGGCUUCAGUCUUCAGGACCUUCAGUUUUAUAAGAGGGUGUAGGGGGAAAAGGUUAUUCAUUGUUUUGAGCCUUUUGUGAGUAUCUUAGGUUUGAUCAAUGAUUCUGAAACAAAUACAAAGAAAAGUGAGAGAUAAUUUAGCAAAACCGACUCCCCAGUUUAAAAUCUCAGUGAAUUUAACUUAAAGUGCACCUUUCUAACUAAUGCAACAUUUUACUUUGAGGAGGGGACCUAAGAGGCCAUAAUCUUUAAUGCACCUUUUGUACACUUGGAAGACAAUCAGGUGCGCUGACUUUUUUAUUUUAUUACAAAAAAUGUUUUUUGCAAUGUCAAAAAACAUGGGAGAGCAUGAUGCAUCAUGCCUUGCUAAGUUGACCUUUAGUAUGACACAAUGAUUAUGUUUUACAUGAUGUACAUCCUUAAACGCUGUUGCUCACCUUCCAUGACAGAAACACAGGUGCAAAAGGCAUCAUGCUUCGUUGCUAGGUAAAACCUGUAUACCUGAGAGGCUCUACUUACCCAUUGUUAACUUGUGUGGUUGUGACGUUGUCAUGGAGAUAGACAUGGCAAGUGAUUGUUGUGAUGUGACACUGCUAGAACCCCGUGUUCAAAUUGACGUAUUUGUAAUUGAAACGAAGAACUUGAAAGCAUUCAGGGUUUGUAUGAAGCACAACAGGAAUAAAAUGCUUCCUAGAUUUUGA
Molecule: messenger RNA, 1933 nt
Organism: Hypomesus transpacificus
Lineage: Eukaryota; Metazoa; Chordata; Actinopteri; Osmeriformes; Osmeridae
Gene: tmem19
Product: transmembrane protein 19
Exons: 7
Coding region: 213-1232 (339 amino acids)
Cellular component (GO): membrane
Source: RefSeq, a predicted model, not a curated record